Messenger RNA from Anopheles stephensi (Asian malaria mosquito), 1220 nucleotides. RefSeq lists its product as uncharacterized. The transcript has 3 exons. Lineage: Eukaryota; Metazoa; Arthropoda; Insecta; Diptera; Culicidae. The record is from RefSeq and is a predicted model, not a curated record. Bases 160 to 1203 code for a protein of 347 amino acids.
AGAAGCAGCGAGCUGUCACUCGGCGGUGCUUGGCAGCUGCAUAAGCGGUGCGGUGUUUGUUUAUCUGACGAAAACUAUAUAUUAUUCGCUAUAUUUCACGCUAAACUUGGUGUGAAAAGCUUCUUUAAUCGAAACGAAAGCAUCGGAAUAACGCAAACGAUGCCUUUUGCAAUCGUUGAAGCUCGGGAAGAAGAUGGCACACGGGUGCUCUGCGUGGUUCCCGAGGGAUGGAUUUUGGAUACGCGCCAUAAGGAAACGAUCCUUCUGUGGCCCAAAGUUGUCGGACCUAAAAUGUACAAACUGUUAAACGAUGGUGACAGUGUGGGCAACACAACGUGGCUCAAGAUGGAUUGUGUUGUGAAAAAGAUCGACAUACCUAACCAAUUGGUAGCUUGCGAGGAUAUUCUAAAAAUGAAGGGAGUAUCCAUCGAGACACGGAAAAGUACACCGGAGCGAAACCAAAAAUCUGAAUCACCCGCUAAGAUCGACACAGAACUUCUUCUUCAAACUGAUAUCAGCAGCACACGGAUGGAGAAAGCAUCUCCAGUCCCGGCCGCAAUUUUAACAGGUGGAGAAAUAACUACAACUUCAAAGCUGAAGCAAGCAUCCGAGAUCGAUGUGCUUAACUUCCUCCGAAAGAUGGAAGGACAGAUCUUUGUGCUCGAAGUGUACGUUCGAAAGGUGAACGAUAAAAUCAUACGCUUAGAAUCUCUGGUACAGCUUGUGCUACACAAAUAUGGUAUCAGAACCGUGGCAACUACUCACCACCAACCGAUGAUCAGUGAUUUACAGUUUGAGCAAAUCGAUACGCUAGAAAGUAUGGAAGCGUUUAACGAAAAUCUACAAAACACUACGUUCCAGGAGCAAAUCUUUGCCUGGCUUAGUACCAAUCUUACAGAAGACAAGAGCGAAAACCGUAUGACGGAAGCAAUUGAUUUGCUGUUUACGAAAAAGUUUAUGACCAAGUGUAGCUGGACUGGGGUCGGAAGGGGCAGUGAAAAGAUCGCCAUGAUGCGGAUGGUCAACAUUACGAAACUGUUCCGGCGCAUCGGCACAUACGGAGAUGUGGUGAUGAAUCCCCGGAUGGUGAUGCUAUUUUUCAUGAAGAAACUGCGAAACGCUGGCAGACGUAGUGAGGUGAAGCAUCUGCGCCGAAGCACAACGCACUAUUUUAAGUCGAAUAAAGUAAAGAGCGAGCACUAGUGAGUGGUUCCUGAUGC